UGGUUGUUUUUCUGGUGUUGUUUUUGUUGCUGUAAUCGUUAAGCAAACUAUCUGUUUUCAUAAAUCUGAUUUAUUAAAAACCACAGGCAAUGAUAAGCUAUUUUUAGUGCUUGAAUUGGAAACAUAGAAUCACUGAGGAAACUAUUAUUUUGUAAAGGCGCCACAUAUUAUACUUUACCAGUUUACCGUUGCUGGGAGUUUAGAAUUGCGGAACUGCAAAGUUAUGAUUUUUGCGUGUUAUUUGAUGCGUGACAGCGCUACUCAUGUGGCUUCCCGUUUCCGGCUCAAUGUCCCAUGGUUGUCUUCCCGUGGUCACACUAUGUAACUCUCCACUGGUCCUGUUGUGAAUUCUUUCGUGCUUUUUGUGCCAGCACUUAAGCAUUGAAAUUCUUAGCGUGCAGAUUUCAAGCAUAAUUAUCGCGUCUCGGAGAAUGACCGAUAAUUCGACUUCUUAAUUGCCGCGCUAAACAACACAAGACCAAAACAAACAACAUGUAUACUUUAGAAGAGCUUACAUUAUCUCUGCUGUCUUGUUGAUAUUCUCCUUCGAUUUACAAAAGAAAAAGUUUAUUGUCCUAGUUUCUAGUUAUUUGUAAACAUAUAAAAUAAAGUGCUUAUAUUAAAGAACUAAUUACAAUUAAAUAUACGCAUGAUUUGUUUUGAGGGGGUCUUGUCUAACAAUGCGUGAAGUUUGUAGUUGUACAAAGGCACACAAGGACUUUACUGAUGACUUUGCUGGGUUUUAAGCCAUUUUACGAGGGCUUUUUAGAGUCAAAGCGAGUUCUUCAAGCUAUAAGAGAAGGUGAUGUUUGUUCUGUUGAUUAUAAAGAGUGGGUCAAACCACGAAGCUAAAGAAAGAUCAAAUUUCUAAGUGUCGAAUCUCAGUUUACGGCUUUCUUUCACCAGUAGCGCGCCAAUAAACCGACAGAAAUAGGCCAACUGCAGUGAUAAGAGUCAUUUCAGCAACACAGGCCCCUGGUCCACUUGUGACAGGCUUGUGAUAACCCGUGACUUCUCUCUGUUCGUAUUCACGUCUGCAGGAAUUACGAGUUGAGGCCACAUCAUUUCCGUCUUCAAGAGUCCUGCACUCCAAGUAUGGCUUCGUUCGAGCUGGAGAGAGAGCAGAGAGACGAGCGCAGCGAACCGCGAAAUAGCGACAGCGGAGUUCACAACACAAAAUCAGAGAGCGAUUAUGGAGUGGAGCAAAGUCCAAAGACUGCACGGAAGUCUAAGAAACAUGGCAAACUUCGCAGAGUUCUAUCGAAAUACAAAUUACGCCUCCGUCCGAGACUUGUGGGUAAACACGGCGGACUUAAAGUGGUAGCAACCGAUGUUGCCCAAAAACAUGGCAUGUAUCUCUCUGACUUGUUCACUACAAUGAUUGACUCCAAGUGGCGGUGGAUUAGUUUAUUAUUUAUAACCGCGUAUACGGGAAGCUGGAUGGGGUUUGGAUGCGUUUGGUACCUGAUCACCUAUUUACGAGGAGGUAAUUACUGUGUUCAUAACGUCGAGUCGUUUGUGACAGCGUUCCUGUUCUCCCUGGAGACUCAGACAACCAUUGGUUAUGGAGGUCGGCAGAUAAGUGGCGAGUGCCCUGAAGCGAUCAUACUACUGAAUAUUCAGUCUCUCUCUGGAUUCCUUAUAAAUGCUCUGAUUAUGGGGUUAAUUUUCGCCAAGUUAUCUCGGCCUCGUAAUCGAGCGGAGACGAUAUUGUUCUCUAAGAAAGCCCUUGUGUGUGUACGGGACGGCAAAAUGUGUCUCACAUUUCGUGUAGGUGACAUUCGUAAGAGUCAAAUCCUACACUGUCACAUACGGGUCCAGCUCUUCAGGACUCGUAAAACAAAGGAAGGACAAGUACUACCAUUCUACCAACAGGACCUGAAGACCGGCAUUGAUUGGAAUGACCAGAAUUAUGGGAACAAUACAAUAUUCCUGAUCCUCCCGCUAACUAUAAUCCACGUAAUAGACGAGGAGAGCCCUUUCUUCACCAUGACCCCUAAGGACCUGAGGUCAUGUGAUUUCGAGCUCGUGGCGAUACUAGAGGGUACGGUUGAGGCCACGGGUAUGUUAACACAAGCAAAGACCUCGUACAUCGGGGAAGAGAUCCUCUGGGGGUAUGAAUUCAAGAACACCCUCGACCACACAAGUUGGAAAGCGGGUCGUUUUCGAGUGAACUACUCGCACUUUGAUCGGGUUGUUCCUGUGGACACGCCCCGCGUUUCCGCUUUGUCGUUUUACGAGGGUAAGGUGUGCCCUUCGUCCGGUGAUUCGGACGAUUCCGGGUCGGGCACUGACGUGUUUUAUGAACAGGAAUCCCCGGAUGAGGUUUCCAGCAAAGAAAUCCAGGAAAUAUCGAUUAGACAGGAUAUGAAUAAGAGUGAAAAUGGCAGUCCUAUAGUCCCGCGGGACCAACGGGAUGACCCUCGGGAUGACGUGCAGUUGCGGGAUCGCAAGACCAGCAACUCGAAAAUGAAGCAAAAUGGACAGCUUAGAAUGUACGAGUUUGAGAAUCGCAAUGUUGCGUACGACCCUGGGGACGACUCGGAUAUACUGUUCGUUUGAGGCUAUAACUGCUGUUCUUUAUGGGCCCUAAAUGGUACACAGUGGAUAUAAAAUAUGAGGGGCAAGUCCUGUGGGAUUUGUGAGGAAAGUGAGAACGGACCUUGAUAAAGCCCCAUCUACAUUAACAAUUUUUAGUUGACAACUAUAUUUGUUGGCAUCUACACUAGUAAUUUUCAUGUGUGACAAUUUUUAAUUGCCGAGAGUAAAAGCAAACCUGCUAGUUUUUGAGCAACUAUAGUUGCCACAUAAAAAUUGCAAACUUUGCUCCAUCUACACUAGCAAAUAAAAAUUGUCAACUAAAAAAUUUUAGGGUAGAAUUUUACUAUCAUUAGGAACCUUAAGCAAGGGCGACGACGACGGCUAGGAAAACGCGAUCGAAAAUUAGGUUUUCGCGUUUGGAAAUAAAUUAUAAUGUAAUUGGUAUGGAAUAAGCAGAAUAUUAUAGUUAGAGAAAGAUAAAAAUAAACUUAGGACAUUUCUACAGUAGGGAACGUAGUUAAUGGAGUUUAAAGUCAAUUGACGUUGAAACUUGGAGUUGGUUUUAUGGAAGGCGGCUGAAAUUUAUCAGACAGAACAUUUUCACAUGCUGUUAUUGAAUUCUGAAUCAAAUUCCAUUUUACUUCCGUCGUCGUCCACGUUCCCGUCGUCCUUUCUUAAGGUCCCUAUUAUCAUCAUCACUACCGACAUCAUGAUUUUAUCACCAAUUUUAUCACCGUCAUGAUUUUAUCACCAAUGAUUACAUCACCGACACUAUGAUUGCACCAACAUCAUGAUUGCAUCACUAACACUAUGAUUGCAUCGUUAUCCAUCAGUCGUCAUAACAGUCAUAAUCAUCGCCACUAUCAUCAUCCCGUCGCCAUCAUCAUCUCAUCACCACCAUCAUCAUCUCAUCACCACCAUCAUCAUCUCAUCACCACCAUCAUCAUCUCAUCGCCACCGUCAUCAUCAUCCUUGUCAUACUCUAUUUAAAAACGGAAAAAUACCAGGCCAUAUGAAAUGUAAAUAAUUAAAGUGCUAUAUUGUGCUUAAUGGUAUUAAUACUAUAGCUAUUUUCAUAAUAACGAUAUAGACACAGUGUGAUCAGGUAGUUGUCACAGAAAGAGAAUACAAACCAAAACCCGUUCUAAGAGUGCGAAAUGUAAAAUUAAAAAAUGAUAUUAAAUGAUUAAAUUAAUCUGUGACAAA
Molecule: messenger RNA, 3747 nt
Organism: Nematostella vectensis (starlet sea anemone)
Lineage: Eukaryota; Metazoa; Cnidaria; Anthozoa; Actiniaria; Edwardsiidae
Product: G protein-activated inward rectifier potassium channel 3
Exons: 2
Coding region: 1096-2562 (488 amino acids)
Biological process (GO): regulation of monoatomic ion transmembrane transport; potassium ion import across plasma membrane
Cellular component (GO): plasma membrane
Molecular function (GO): inward rectifier potassium channel activity
Source: RefSeq, a predicted model, not a curated record